This is a messenger RNA of Phaeodactylum tricornutum CCAP 1055/1, 1032 nucleotides long. RefSeq lists its product with no specific name. The record is from RefSeq and is a predicted model, not a curated record. Lineage: Eukaryota; Bacillariophyta; Bacillariophyceae; Surirellales; Neidiaceae. Bases 51 to 890 code for a protein of 279 amino acids. The transcript is spliced from 2 exons.
ACGCUUGCCAUUGACCAUUCCUGUUGAUUUCAUUCCGUAAACGUUUUACCAUGUGCUUGUGUUGUUUUACAAUCUCCACCGCCGAAGUCGGCGUCAUUGAACGCUGGGGCAAAUACAGUCGCCUCGUACAGCCCGGACUCAACGUGAUUUGCUGUCCCAUGGAGUCGCUCGUGGGCAAACUCAGUUUCCGCGUGCAGCAGCUCAACGUACGCGUCGAAACCAAGACUCUCGAUAACGUCUUUAUCACUUCCGUAGUAUCCGUACAGUACCAAGUCCUCCGCGACAAGGUGUACGAGGCCUUCUACGCGCUUUCCAACCCCGCCAGACAAAUCACCGCACACGUCUACGACGUGAUGCGUUCGCAACUACCCACACUCGAACUGGACGCCGUCUUUGAAGCCAAGGAAGACCUCGCGCUAGCCGUCAAAAACGCACUUUCCGAAAUCAUGACUACGUACGGAUAUCAGAUUGUGCAAACUCUCAUUACCGAUUUGGAUCCGGAUCAGCGCGUGAAAAACGCCAUGAACGAAAUCAACAGUUCCAAGCGACUCAAAUACGCCGUGGCGGAGCGUGCCGAAGGAGACAAGAUCCUCAAGGUCAAGGGCGCCGAAGCCGAGGCCGAAGCCAAGUACCUUAGUGGUGUGGGUGUCGCCAAGCAGCGCAAAGCCAUUGUCGAUGGCCUGCGUACGUCAAUCGUCGACUUUUCCGAUCACGUGGAAGGAUCCAGUACCAAGGAAGUUAUGGAUUUGUUGCUCUUGACACAGUACUUUGACAUGAUUCGCGACGUGGGAGCCGAGAGCCACUGUAAGACAACCUUUGUCCCAUCGUCUCGGGGUGCACCCGACGACAUGCGCAACGCACUCCUGCAAUCGGCCGCCGGAAGACUCUAAAAAGUUUGCGUCCGAACGAUGACUACCUAUUUCUGUCGUUCUCCUCGUUUUAUUGCCUUUUGCUCCUUGUUUUUCUUCGCGGCAAUCCGCGAUUCUAAUCUGUUUCGUGUCUCAAUAAUCGUACUACGUUUCUUUUAUACAU